Molecule: messenger RNA, 2300 nt
Organism: Ornithorhynchus anatinus (platypus)
Lineage: Eukaryota; Metazoa; Chordata; Mammalia; Monotremata; Ornithorhynchidae
Product: stimulated by retinoic acid gene 6 protein-like
Exons: 18
Coding region: 171-2024 (617 amino acids)
Biological process (GO): vitamin A import into cell
Cellular component (GO): plasma membrane
Molecular function (GO): retinol transmembrane transporter activity; signaling receptor activity
Source: RefSeq, a predicted model, not a curated record
ACAUGUGACAGUGCAGCCUCUUGGAGGGACCUUUGUGGCACAGACCAAAAAUCACCUUGGCAGUGAGGAAGAAUAUUCCCGAAGAGUCUGAUCAGCUUUUUCCAUUUCAUAUAAGUUAUUUAUGUUCUUAAUACGGACAAUAGGAGUUCUGUCUCUUUUCUGUGGCGAAGAUGCUCUUAACCUAUACAUGGGCGCUUCAGCCAAAUGUCACAUGUAACAGUUCAGUAGACCUGGGACUAUUUCUCCACUACUCACUUAUUCCAUCAUUUUUUAUCAUUUUGGUGUUGUCCUUCCUUCAAAGAAGAAUAUACCGGGAGCAGAGAGAUGACAAGUCAAACCUCCUUGAAGGACGCUUUGGAAUUGUGAUGCCCCUGGAUUUUGUUGGGACCUUCAGGAACCGAUGGUCAUAUGGAAUUGCAUUUGGAGCUGCAGCCAACAGAAUCAUGUUCUUAUUUGCUGAAGGUUACCAGCCACUACAGGCACCAAAAUGGGCACAAGCCAUUGUUCUUCUAAUAGGAGGGACUGAAGUGGGUUUCUCACAUUUUCCAUUCUUCGCAUGCCUUUCAUCAGAAUCCAGACUGAUAGGAUCAUUCCUGGGAUUUGUUUACGCUUUAAUUUGGUUUGCAAUUACAGUCCUACACAUUGUUCAGUGCCCACACGGACAGUUUCUGGGCAACUAUCAAACAAUUAUUUUUUACUGGCCUUCCUUACUGUGCCUAGCUUUCCUUUUAGGUCACUUUGUUUACAUGUUUAUAAAAGGCUUGAGGAUUCAGCUAGGCUGGGAUAUACAAAGUGAAGAGAAACCCUUCCUGGAGGUUCACCAAGCGAAGCAUGUCAAACGACUCAUGAGGAAGCCCCUCGUUCAAGAAGAAGAAAAGUCUUGGUUUCAACAUAGGAUAUAUGAAUGGGAUCCGUUUUUUCGGUUCCCUGGCAGAAUGAUUAGUACUGCUGUGCUAGCCUUAAUCUGCCUGUACCUGUUCAUUACUAUAGAAUUCUGCAUUUACACAUACAUUGUUCAAGAGCUGGAAGUGUUUGAGAGGGAGCUCGAGAACUACAUCAUUUCAGAUAAUGAAACAAGUAUGCUGAUGCCUGCUGUUCUUCAAAUCAAAGAGCUGAUUAAAGUCACCAAAGGUGUCUGGACUUGGACUAGCUUUCCUGCCUCCCUCACAUGUAUUAGCUAUGUGUUUCACAUUCUAGCCUGCUACAGAAAACAUAUUAAGAGGCUCUGGUUGGGAGAGAAAAAAUUUCUUCCUCUGAAAUUUCACAGUCCUUCCUCUUCUGAAAGCAUGGCGGCCAUAGCGAGAUACUCAGGUUGGCAAAUAGCAUACAUUUUAUGGGGCUACCUCAUCAUCCAUGUGGUCCUGUGUCUCUUUGGUGUGAUGUUCACGUACAGUUUAGUUUUACCAGUAGGACACAACCAAGGGCUGGCAAUGCUGAAAGAUUUGGGCAUUGGGAUUCUGACCAUUUCAAUUAUUGUGGGGCUCAUGGUGUUGCAAAUUUGGAUUGCUGGCAGAUUUUUCCUUCAACCAAAGAUUGGGCCUAGCGAUAAGCAGAAACCAUUAGCCCUCAACAACAGGAAAGCAUUCCACAACUUCAACUACUUCUUGUUCUUCUACAACGUCCUCCUGGGCCUAGGGGCUUGUCUCUCCAGACUGCUUUUCAGUUGCAUCUUGGGAACUUGGUUGAUAGCCCGGCUAGACAGGACCAUUCUGCAGAAUGGUUAUGAAAGGGCUGACAUGGGAUACAUCUCAUGGAUCGGGAUGCUGUUUGUGGACCAUUACCAUACUAACCCUGUCCUUGUAAGUUUUUGCCACAUCUUGGUGACAGACCACGCUGAAAGAAAAUUUCAGAGCUCCAUCAAGUAUGGGUACUUGAAUCAUUCCCCAGGUCCAAGAGUGUCACAAAAGGCCAGGAUGAGAUGGUUUCUCCUGUAUACCCUUUUACAAAACCCCAGACUUUCCUCACUCAGAAAGCCUAAAGCAGAGUUGGAAUUCAGGGAUCUUCCCCAGAUUACUUCUAGCUGAUGUGCUCCCACAGACGAAAUACAUGAAUCUCUUAAACAGAGUUCAUCUCCUAUGCCUCCUGGAGUUUGAGAUGUGAGAUCAUGGGAUGGUGUGGUGUGGUGGGAUUCAGACCAUUAUCCAUGACAUUUGGGAUGCCUCUGGCACCAGAGCACAAGUACUGUCCAUAAAUGGUGAUUUGUUAUAACAUUCCCUACCUUUUGCUAAAAGGGUAAGAUAUGCCUUAUCGUUCCAUCAUAUUAAACUAACAAACCAAAAAAAAAAAAGGCCAAUCGACUU